CACACUCCCGGAAGUGCGUUGCUUAAAUAAAAAAUGGCGGACCACAGAUUUAGCAGAGGUUUCAAAUCGCCAGUGUUGUGGCUUUUUUCUGUGCAAUCUUUAAUCAAAUUGUGUUUGUCUAUUCUCGCGUCGAGUGCUGUAGUCGUCGAAUGUCAAAUUGAAGAUCCAUUCCGAGCAGGAAAUAGCGUUUUUUCACCGGCUGUUGCAGCAGCACGGGAUCUACGGUACCUGCUUUACGACAUCAACCCCCCAGAGGGUUUCAACCUUCGUCGGGAUGUGUACAUUCGCAUGGCAUCCCUGGUGAAGACCCUGAGGAGACACAGUGACUGGGUGCUGGUGCUGCCCCCCUGGGGACGUCUUUACCACUGGCAGAGCCCAGACAUCCACCAGAUCAGGAUCCCCUGGGGAGAGUUCUUCAGCCUCACUAGCUUGCAGGGCAACGUGCCUGUCAUAGAGUACGAGGAGUUUAUAGCUGAGUCUGGAGGCCCAUUUAUUGAACAGGUCCUGGUGCUACAGAACUAUGCUGAAGGGUGGACUGACGGGAAAUGGGAGGAGAAAGUGGACCAGCGACCCUGCGUUGAACGGUUAUUGUACUCCAAAGACAAACAGGGUUAUUACAGAGGAUGGUUUUGGGGCUACGAGGAAACCAGGGGUGUGAACGUCACUUGUCUGUCAGCUCAGGGCCACGCCUCCAUCCUGGCACCACUCCUGCAGAACAACAUCACAUCAACUUCUGUGAUGUUGGACAAAGCAGAGACUGUCCUCCAUGAUCACUACGCAGGAAAGGACUACUGGGAUACUCGCCGCAGUAUGGUCUUUUCCAAACACCUGCGUCUCCUAGGGGACGAGUUCCGUGCAAAGUACCUGAACUCCACAGACGAGCAGGACCAGACCGUAUACAACGAGGACUGGACUCGCAUUAAGAAUAAGCUGGGUUCUGCCAGAGGGGGGCCGUACCUGGGUGUCCACCUGAGGAGGAAGGAUUUUAUCUGGGGUCACAGAGAGGAUGUGCCCAGCCUCAAAGGAGCUGUCAAGAAGAUCAGGGACCUCAUGAAGAAAAACAAACUAGACAGAGUCUUUGUUGCCACUGACGCAGAUGAGGAAGAGCUGGAGGAGCUGAAGAAGAUAUUACCAGAGAUUACACGCUUUGAACCCACCUGGGAGGACCUGGAACUACUCAAGGACGGGGGCGUGGCUAUCGUCGACCAAUGGAUCUGCGCACAUGCCAGGUAUUUUAUCGGAACAUCUGUGUCGACCUUCUCUUUCCGGAUCCACGAGGAGAGAGAGAUUCUGGGAUUCGACCCCAAAACGACCUACAACCGCUUCUGUGGGGACAGCGAGAAGGAGUGUGAACAGCCCACACACUGGAAAAUAGUCUACUGAUGCAAUGACGUGACACCCCUCUCAACAGCUCUCAAAGAACAUGCCAAUUGCAGUGUUAAAGUGGAGCUUUGUUAUUUUUAUAUAUACAUUUGAAGUCAGACGUUUACGUACACUAAGGUUGGAGUCAUUAAAACUCGUUUUUUAACCACUCCACAAAUGUCUUGUUAACAAACUGUAGUUUUGGCAAGUCGGUUAGGACAUCUACUUUGUGCAUGACACAACAAAUUUUUCCAACAAUUGUUUACAAACAGAUUAUUUCACUGUAUCACAAUUCAGAAGUUUACAUACACUAAAUUGACUGUGCCUUUAAACAGCUUGGAAAAUUACAGAAACUGAUGUCAUGGCAUUAGAAGCUUCUGAUAGACUAAUUGACAUUAUUUGAGUCAAUCGGAGGUGUACCUGUGGAUGUACUUCAGGGCCUACCUUCAAACUCAGUGCCUCUGCUUGACAUUGUGGAAAAUCAAAAUAAAUAAGCCAAGACCUCAGAAAAACAUUAUAGACCUCCACAAGUCUGGUUCAUCCUUGGGAGCAAUUUCCAAAUGCAUGAAGUACCACGUUCAUUUGUACAAACAAUAGUACGCAAGUAUAAACACCAUGGGACCACGCAGCCGUCAUACCGCUCAGGAAGGAAACGCAUUCUGUCUCCUAGAGAUGAACGUACUUUGGUGCAAAAAUUGCAAAUCAAUCCCAGAACAACAGCAAAGGACCUUGUGAAAAAGCUGGAGGAAACAGGUACAUAUUAUCUAUAUCCACAGUAAAACGAGUCCUAUAUCGAAAUUAUCUGAAAGGCCGCUCAACAAGGAAGAAGCCACUGCUCCGAAACUGCCAUAAAAAAGCCAAACUACGGUUUGCAACUGCACAUGGGGACAAAGAUCAUACUUUUUGGAGUCUGAUGAAACAAAAAUAGAACUGUUUGGCCAUAAUGACCAUCGUUAUGUUUGGAGGAAAAGGAGGAUGCUUGCAAGCCAAAGAACACCAUCCCAACCGUGAAGCACGGGAGUGGCAGCAUCAUGUUGUGGGAGUGCUUUGCUGCAGGAGGUACUGGUGCACUUCACAAAAUAGAUGGCAUCAUGAGGAGGAAAAUUAUGUGAAUAUAUUGAAGCAACAUUUCAAGACUUCAGUCAGGAAGUUAACGCUUGGUCGCAAAUGGGUCUUCCAAAUGGACAAUGACCCCAAGCAUACUUCCAAAGUUGUGGCAAAAUGGCUUAAGGACAACAAAGUCAAGGUAGUGUCCAUCACAAAGCCCUGACCUCAAUCAUAUAGAACAUUUGCUGACAACUGAAAAAGCAUGUGUGAGCAAGGAUACCUACAAACCUGACUCAGUUACACCAGCUCUGUCAGGAGGAAUGGGCCAAAAUUCACCCAACUUAUUGUGGGAAGCUUGUGGAAGGCUCCCUGACACAUUUGACCCAAGUUAAACAAUUGAAUGGCAAUGCUACCAACUACUAAUUGAGUGUAUAUAAAAGUCUGACCCACUGGGAAUGUGAUGAAAUAAAUUAAAGCUGAAGUAAAUAAUUCUCUCUAUUAUUAUUCUGACAUUUCACGUUCUUAAAAUAAAGUGGUGAACCUAACUGACCUAAAACAGGGAAUUUUUACUAGAAUUAAAUAUCAGGAAUUGUGAAAAACUGAGUUUAAAUGUAUUUGGCUAAGGUGUAUGUAAUCUUGCAACUUCAACUGUAUAUAUGUACAAUAUAUGUUCUAAUAGUGUUUUUUGUGUCAUGUUUUUAUUGUUUUGAGAAUUGUGCAAACUGUGAAUAGACAAAAACCUUCAAAUACUUUUUAAAGAACAGAUGUUUUAAAGGUCACCACUUUAUUUUCACUUGUUUGCACUCAUGUCUGCUAACUUUACAUAUAUAAACCAUUGUUUUAUCAAUCAUAAUGGCAGCACCUCGUAUGUGUGAAAAUGAUCAUCAGAUUUGGCUGAUAGUAAUGGUAUAAUAAUGGUAUACAGUUCCUUUCAGAAAGUAUUCAGAACCCUUGACUUUUUCCACAUUUUGUUACGUUAAAGCCUUAUUCUAAAAUUGAUUAAAUAAAAAAAUCCUCAGCAAUCUACACACAAUACAGAGCGCUCAGGACCUCAGACUGGGGCGAAGGUUCACCUUCCAAAAGGACAAUGACCCUAAGCACUCAGCCAAGACAAUGCAGGAGUGGUUUUGGGUCAAGUUUCUGAAUGUUCUUGAGUGGCCCAGCUAGAGCCCGGACUUAAACCUGAUUUAACGUCUCUGGUGAGACCUGAAAAUAACUGUGCAGCAAUGCUCCCCAUCCAACCUGACAGAGCUUGAGAGGAAUUCUAUAAACCUGUUUUUGAUUUGUCAUUAUGGGGUAUUGUGUGUAGGUUGAUGAGGUGAACUAACUAUUUAAUCAAUUUUAGAAUCCGGCUGUACAAAUAUGUGGAAAAAGUCAAAGGGUCUGAAUACUUUUAGGGGAAUUAUUUGUUGGGGUAACAUGAAUUGAAAGAGCAGUGUCUUCUUUCAUUUACUUCUGCCAAUUCAAAGUCUAUUUGGUUGUGAAUCGUCCUUUAUUAUGCUGUACCACAUUUUGGUGAGCUUGAGAAACCUUUGUUCUUUUUGUAGGGUUUUCCUUUGUUUUCUUUUCCUUUGUGUGUAGCCUAUGAUAGAAACUUUGCUGCUUGGUUGACAAUACAGUUUUCCAACAGAGAGAAGCAGAUAUGUGGCUAAGUAUAGUAUGUUGAUGUGCCAUUUUUGUUCCACUUGACCUGUUAAAAGGUAAGUUCAAAGCCGCAUAGUGAACAUGGAUGGACCAGUUUAUCUAUCUAUAUUUUAUAUGAUCAGAUAUCAACAUAACUCUGACAAAGAUUACAAUUACAGUAACAUUUGUUCUACAGACUACAUAUACUGUAUAAAAAUUGAAUGACAAAUGUUGUGACAAUUUUGUACUUUUCCAAUUGUAUGACUGUCAUUUGGGAAAGGAUUUAAUUUUAAACUAUUUUCAAGACUAAAUCAGAGCUCAUACCGUAUUUUUGCUGAUUACAUCAUCUUUUUUUCUUUCCUUUUUCUUACAACAAAAGAACUGACACAAAGUUAUCACCUGACAAGAUGUUCUAAGGUGACCGCCAUUAGAGGCUAUUUUCAAAGAACUAGACCCAGCCGUGUUUUUAUUCCUGAGAAAGCAAAUAUGUUCGAUGAGGACAUGUGUUGGUUCAUUUCAAGAGGAAAAACCUCAAUGUAUCUUAUCAGUUGAUCAAAUACAUUUUGUUUGUACAAUUGAGAGUUCAUUUUUGUAAUAAUGAGAGUUGACUACUAUAGCACAACAGUAGGCAAUAAUCCUAUUCAAGAGUUAGUUGUUCGGCUAUGAGAGAGGAGUUUUGCAAGUCAUUGUAUAUGUUUUUCAAGUCUGAAAUAGUUCAAUGUACACUACCGUUCAAAAGGGAGGGGGUCACUUAGAAAUGUCCUUGUUUUUUAAAGAAAACAUCAAAUUGAUCAGAAAUACAGUGUCGACAUUGUUAAUGUUGUAAAUUACUAUUGUAACUGCAAACGGCAGAUUUUUAAUAGAAUAUCUACAUAGGCGUACAGAGGCCCAUUAUCAGCAACCAUCACUCCUGUGUUCCAAUGGCACGUUGUGUUAGCUAAACCAAGUUUAUCAUUUUAAAAGGCUAAUUGAACAUUAGAAAACCCUUUUGCAAUUAUGUUAGUACAGCUGAAAUCUGUUGUUCUGAUUGAAGAAGCAAUAAAACUGGCCUUUACACUA
Molecule: messenger RNA, 5091 nt
Organism: Oncorhynchus keta (chum salmon)
Lineage: Eukaryota; Metazoa; Chordata; Actinopteri; Salmoniformes; Salmonidae
Gene: pofut2
Product: protein O-fucosyltransferase 2
Exons: 9
Coding region: 34-1383 (449 amino acids)
Biological process (GO): protein O-linked glycosylation via fucose
Molecular function (GO): peptide-O-fucosyltransferase activity
Source: RefSeq, a predicted model, not a curated record